Molecule: messenger RNA, 2749 nt
Organism: Dendrobium catenatum
Lineage: Eukaryota; Viridiplantae; Streptophyta; Magnoliopsida; Asparagales; Orchidaceae
Product: hydroxyproline O-galactosyltransferase GALT6
Exons: 7
Coding region: 221-2194 (657 amino acids)
Cellular component (GO): Golgi membrane
Molecular function (GO): carbohydrate binding; galactosyltransferase activity
Source: RefSeq, a predicted model, not a curated record
AACAAAAACUGUAUUCUCCUUCGGUGCUUCUUCUUCCCCCCAUUGCCGCUUUUCCUCUCCGGCUCCGCCUCUCUUACCCCACGACCCGCACCAAUAAAUCUAGGGUUAGCAUCAGGAGAUUGAGCAGGUCCUUCUUCUCUCGUCCUUAAGCCUUACUUCAUCUCCUCCCCGUCCCCCGAUCGAAUCCACCUAGGGUUCGAAAUCGACUCGGGGGAGGAAGAUGCGUCGAUCAAAGUUUGAACUUGCAAUAUCCAUUGCUCGGCAACGCUCGCUCCAGAUCCUUCUCUUGAUUGCUUUCUUCUAUGCCUUCUUCAUCUUUUACGAGUUCCCAUUCGUCUCUCGACGUAUCUACCCUCCCUCCGGCGGUGCUGCCACCGCCGCGGUACUUGCCACGGAGGAGGAAACCGACUUGAACUACGCUCCUGUUCGUCCCUUCAAGGAAUCGCUCCGCCUUUCUCAAUCCGCUGCUCCCCGGCAUCAUCCUGAUAUUUCCCACCGACGCCGCUCUUCUUCAGUAGUCUCCGGUCUUAUAUUCAAUCCGCCUCCACAGCUCGUCGAUGGUAACUUCUCCGAGCUGCAUAAAUCGGCUAGGGAUGCUUGGGAGGUCGGUCGGAAGCUAUUUGAGGAGUUGAGGUCUAGAAUGGCUUCGGCUCCGUCGGAUGAGAACCGGACGGACGAGAAGUGUCUGCAUUCGAUUAUGAUUAAUGGGAAGGAUUUUAUGAAGGGCGGAAGAGUGAUGAUUCUGCCAUGCGGGCUCACGCUGGGAUCGCAUAUUACCCUGGUGGCGAAGCCGUACCGUGCGCAUGCGGAGCAUGACCCGAAGAUUUCGAUAUUGAAGGACGGGGAUGAAGCUGUGAUGGUAUCGCAGUUCAUGAUGGAGUUGCAGGGGUUGAAGACGGUGGAUGGGGAGGAUCCGCCGAGAAUUCUUCACUUUAAUCCGAGGUUGAAAGGGGAUUGGAGCGGGAGGCCCGUGAUCGAGCAGAAUACUUGCUAUCGCAUGCAGUGGGGAACUGCGCAAAGAUGUGAAGGGUGGAAGUCGAGAGCCGAUGAGGAGACUGUUGAUGGGCUGGUGAAAUGUGAAAAAUGGAUCCGGGAUGAUCACAACCAUUCUGAGGAGUCAAAGACGACUUGGUGGUUGAAUCGGUUGAUAGGUAGGAAGAAAAAGGUCUCUAUCGAGUGGCCAUAUCCCUUCGUAGAAGACAAGCUCUUUGUACUCACUCUUAGUGCUGGUCUCGAAGGUUACCAUGUCAAUGUCGAUGGGAGGCACGUGACCUCUUUCCCUUAUCGCACUAGUUUUGUGCUUGAGGAUGCGACUGGAUUGUCAGUUAAUGGAGAUCUGGAUGUCCAGUCCAUAUUUGCAGCAUCAUUACCCUCGUCACACCCUAGUUUUUCCCCACAGAGGAGCCUGGAAUUGCUGCCCGAGUGGCAGGCCCUGCCACUGCCCGAUGGGCCAGUUGAACUGUUUAUUGGCAUACUUUCUGCUGGCAAUCAUUUUGCAGAGCGCAUGGCUGUGAGGAAGUCAUGGAUGGAAUCAGUGAGGAAAUCACCAAAUAUUGUCGCUCGGUUUUUUGUUGCGCUGCAUGGAAGGAAGGAUGUGAAUUUGGAGCUGAAAAAAGAAUUAGAAUACUUUGGUGACAUUGUUAUUGUGCCUUAUGUUGAUAGUUACGAUCUUGUGGUCUUGAAAACUGUUGCAAUCUGUGAAUAUGGGUUUCGCGCCGUGAAGGCUAAGUACAUAAUGAAAUGUGAUGAUGAUACGUUUGUCCGAGUCAAGUUUGUGAUGAAGGAAAUCAAGAAAAUCCCAGUUAAUAAAAGCUUGUAUGUAGGAAAUAUCAACUACUAUCACAAGCCUUUACGGCAUGGGAAAUGGGCUGUUACAUAUGAGGAAUGGCCAGAAGAAGAUUAUCCUCCUUACGCAAACGGUCCUGGCUAUGUGGUAUCUUCAGACAUAGCUAAUUUCAUCGUAUCAGAAUUUGAGAAACAUAAAUUAAGGCUGUUCAAGAUGGAGGAUGUGAGCAUGGGCAUGUGGGUCGAGCAGUUCAACAGCUCGAGGCCAGUCGAGUAUGUUCACAGUGACAAGUUUUGCCAAUUUGGGUGCAUCGAUGGCUACUUCACUGCUCACUACCAAUCUCCUCGACAAAUGAUGUGCAUGUGGAGCAAGCUUCAAGCAGGAAGGCCUCACUGCUGCAAUAUGUGAUAGUUUUUGUCAGAAAAAAAUGGAUAAAAUUAACUUUGCAGUUCCAGAAUUGGUAUACAAAUUGCAUCUAAGGCUUCGUUUGGGAUGGUUUUUUUUACUACUUCUUAAAGCAAGUUUUAAGUACAAAAAAUUUAACUUUUGUACUAAAAAAUUGUUUUAAGAAGCAGAAAGAAAGCCGUCCAAAAUGUGAUGUUCCCAGAUUCGUUCAUUAUUUCCUUUUCCCUUUCUUACUAGAUGCUUCAGCGUAGGGAUGUAAAUAAAAAGAAAAGAGUUAAGAAAAUAUAGAAGCAGCUCUUUCAGCUGUUUCAUACACGUUUAUUUAUGGCAGUUGCAGGCUUAACUGAGGAAUUUUAGGUUAAGAAGAAUGACUAUGGCUCCUCCCUCUUCUAGUUUUCUACCAUUGUAAAUUUUGAGAUGGGUUGGAUUGCCUUGUAUGGUUUUUUUGUUAUAUUUGUUCUUUACUUUUGAAAUUUAGAUGGUAAGGAUACAGGCCUUGAUCUCUGUAGCUUCUGACAACAUUCAUUUUCUUGCAUUUCUAUGAUAUUUGUUGUCAUC